This is a messenger RNA of Jatropha curcas, 1202 nucleotides long. RefSeq names its product myb domain protein 63 (gene MYB63). The record is from RefSeq and is a predicted model, not a curated record. NCBI's taxonomy places the organism in Eukaryota, Viridiplantae, Streptophyta, Magnoliopsida, Malpighiales, Euphorbiaceae.
CUCCAUUUAGCAUCCUAUUUUAUGGCAUGAACCUUGUGGCUUCACCUUUACCCAUCUCUCUUUAUCUCUGUCUCUCUCUUUUCUUUCCAAGAUUUUCUAUAUAAAAGGGACAACCUGUGUAUCCAAAUCCAGUGUUUAGAGAGCACGGAAAGAGAGAGUGAUGGGCAAAGGAAGAGCUCCUUGCUGUGAUAAGAGUCAAGUUAAGAAAGGUCCAUGGAGUCCUGCAGAGGACUUGAGGCUCAUCACUUUCAUUCAAAAACAUGGACAUGAAAACUGGAGAGCUCUCCCUAAACUAGCUGGGUUGUUAAGAUGUGGGAAAAGUUGUCGUUUGAGAUGGAUUAAUUACCUAAGACCUGACGUAAAGAGAGGGAACUUCACCAAAGAGGAAGAGGACACUAUCAUAAAACUGCACCAAACUUUGGGAAACAAAUGGUCAAAAAUUGCAUCCCAUUUGCCUGGUAGAACAGAUAAUGAAAUCAAGAAUGUCUGGAAUACUCAUUUGAAGAAAAAGUUGACACUCAAAGACUCUCACACUGACGAAUCAAAAGAAUCGUCCAUUACUACUGCUACUUCAUCUUCGUCAUCUUCUUCUUCUGAUAGUAUUGCAAUGGCUACAGAGCUUGAUGAUCAUCAUCAAUGGCCCAAGAAGAAGCCUCGUGUCUUGUAUGAUAAUAGUAAAGACGCUAAUAAAGAAUUGCCAACUUGUUCCAAUAAUUCCAAGGUCACAAAGACAGUUGAUCAUCAAAUGGGCAAUUCGGUUUUCGACUUUUCCUCAUCAGGAGCUUGUGCUGUUCAUCAUAAUAAUAAUACAUUAGAGGAAGUCAACAAACCGGAAAUUCAAGAAAUAUCAACGAUAGAUAUCCCAUUUGAGUCUGAUUUCGAUUUCUGGAAUAUGUUAGAUGGGUUGAAUGAUAAUAAUUCAUACCAAUCAAGCAGUACUGAAGUUGAAGAUCAGUUGAACAGCCAAAGCUCAUCAAGUAUUGGAGACGUUGAAAAUAGGAAGUGGCUGCGUUAUUUGGAAAAUGAGCUUGGCCUUGAAACUAGCAAAGAUGGCCACCAAAGCUUAUCAGAAGAUGGAGCAGUAAACCCAUUAGAGAGUUUCCAAUGUGAGAUGAUGCCCACGAAUAAGCCUGAAGUGAUCAGUUGUGGAAUGGGUUAUUAUCAUUUAUGGCCUUCUUUAUGAAAUAACUUUUAUUAUACUA